Messenger RNA from Alternaria ventricosa, 642 nucleotides. RefSeq lists its product as uncharacterized. The coding region runs from base 1 to 642 and encodes 213 amino acids. The transcript has a single exon. Gene Ontology annotation, molecular function: gamma-glutamylcyclotransferase activity. The record is from RefSeq and is a predicted model, not a curated record. Lineage: Eukaryota; Fungi; Ascomycota; Dothideomycetes; Pleosporales; Pleosporaceae.
AUGGCGAAUACCCAGCUCCCCAUCACACCACAAACCUCAUCCGCAAUCUAUUUCGGCUACGGUUCCAAUCUCUGGCUCCACCAAAUGAGCACCCGCUGCCCAACUUCCAAAUAUCUAGGCGUCGCCCGCCUAUCCAACUACCAUUGGAUCAUCAACGACCGCGGCUACGCCAACGUCGUCGAAUCCUCCAAGCAAAACUCGACCUCCAAUUCUUACUCUGACGUCGUAUUCGGCCUCGUCUAUUUUCUUCUACCAGAAGACGAAAAGAGGCUAGAUAAGAACGAGGGCGUACCAGUCGCAUACACAAAAGAGAUGCUCACAUGCGAUUUCUGGCCUUCAGACACAGAGCACAAGGUUGACACUAGCAAGCAUCCGGAAAAGAAAGAGUCUAUGCUUGUUUAUAUUGAUCGCAAUCGUAUUACGCCAGAUAAGCCGCGGGACGAGUAUGUUUACAGGAUGAAUCAGGGCAUCGCUGAUGCUGUCAAGUUGGGGGUACCAGAGGGCUAUGUAAGAGAUGUGAUGAGGAAGUAUAUUCCAGCCGAGGAGGAUGCCGAGGGGAAGGAGGGGGAGAGGGAGUGGAUGGCAGAGUUCGCCAGAGGGCAAGCGGCUGAGUUCAGGGAUGAGAGUGGUGUAAUCCAAUAA